GUUUUCUCAGAUAAACUUACAAGGGAGUGCCCCGGAGCCAGUGACAAGGUGAAAGCUGGCAGACAGCCAUACAGUUACAUUAAACUGAAACUCUGGGAAAGCAACACGACCCGAAAAAAACAAUGGGGAGGAGAAACCCCGAUUAAGGAGCCUAUUCACUCCCUGACGCUUCUUAGAAGAGCUGUAUUAUGAGGUUUGAUGAAUACAGAUCAGGUAAAGACAAACCUCCCACACUACAAGUGAGAUUACCUGCUGUGUUGUUGAUAAUACCCUGAGCUAGAGCUGUCUCCUCCUGCACAGUCACUGCUGCUACUGCCCCUCUGCACCAGCCAGUGCUUUGAGGUCCAUCAGCACCUAAAGACUCUUUCUGCCCCCUUAUUGCCCUCUGACUGACCGGCACACCUUUUACCCGACCAAGGGCAUGUGUUGCUGAAUACCUGCCAGGAUGUACCACACACCAACCUUGCCAUUCACCAUUCUCUCCAGCCUCACAGCUGAGUUGGGCAGCAGUGCUAGCCAGGCGGUGCUAACAGAGUUUUCCUCCUUCCAAAAUUCCUGGGACCAUUCAGAGUAUGGUUAUGGAGCCAAUGACAUAGAUCUACCUUUUUUGGCCUAUCUGACCUCCACUGAUUAUUCCUCAGGGGAUUCGGACACUUGUAACGUGAUUGACAGCACCAGCAACAGUGACACACUCCCUCAGUUUACAGACCUGUUGGCCACAGUGACAACACACAGAAGGAAUUUGGAUCAACAGGUUUUACAGGAGAAGACAAAGUUUCAGGCUCCAGUUUGUGAAAAAGAGACCAGUCUUUCAGACAUAAAACCAUCUCAAGUGGCUCGGAAAGAGAAAAACCGGAAAGGUCCCAGAGGAAACAGAACAAAACACAGUGUGCACCUGUGGGAAUUUGUGCGCGACCUACUACUGAGUCCCCAAAAGAACCAAGAAGCCGUCCGCUGGGAGAACCGCAAAGAAGGGACGUUCCGCGUCAUUAGGUCUGACAUGUUUGCACAGCUAUGGGGAGAGCAGAAAAAGAAUAAGUGUAUGAACUACGAGAAGUUAAGUCGGGCUUUGAGGCACUACUACAAGUCAGGCAUUCUAGAACGCGUGGACGGGAGGCUGACGUACAAAUUUGGGAAGAAAGCGCAUGGAUGGAGAGAGGAGUCACCUACACAACUCACUAAGUUACCUCAGGAGUAAUGAGAAAGCACGGGAGUAUGGACUAUUCAUCUCACUACAUGUCAGAGAGAUACUGCAGACGGAGAGCUCCUCACUAUGCAAUCGCCCUUUCAGUCACUCCAAAGAGGCAGGAGCGUGGGACAAUCUGACCUGUGCUCAGGACAAAAUGUACAAGGAAUUCUCUGGGAUAAAUGUAUUAGUGUCCGACUGACAGGCAUCAGCAAGUUUCCGGUGGGUCUUCCCGAUGUCUUAAAGUGGCCAAACCAGGUUGGUUUUGCCUUUUUACAUGUAUUCCCGUUUAUGGCAUUGGGCUGACAUGCCGGGAACUCACAGAUGCCUUGCAGGCUAGUAAAGAGGUUCUCAAACGGUGUCCUCAAGUCACCUUAACCACUUAACUGGGUUUUUUAUGAGCGAAUUAGGUGAAGAACAUUAAUUUAACCCUAUGCAAAAUGAUUUUAGUUAAAAAAGAAAAGGAGACAUUAAAAAAAAUAAUAUAUAUACUGCUUCAUACUUCCCAACAUGACCCUCUCCAGGAGGGACAGAAUGUUCUGCUCCUGGACUUUCCUCUUAUGUAUGAUUGCCAUCACCUGUGCCGUAACACCUUUCUUAUCCAUUAACCUGUUCAACUCAGGUGCUGGCAAUCAUACAUUAAGGAAAAAAAGUCCUGAAGCAGAUCAUUGUGUCCCUCCUGGAGAGGGUCAUGUUGGGAAGUAUGCUGCUUGGUGUGGUCGCAUCUGAUGUGACCAUGCCAGGCAAGUGGUUACAGGUCCUGGUUUUAAGCAUAUCCAUGCUACAGCACAGGUGACUAAAUUAGUACUACCGUCAAUUUGAUUUUGAUUUUACCGUCUGUGCUCAACCAUGGAUAUCUUUAAAGCCUGGACUGUUUGUCCUCAAGGCACACUGAGUUUAGGAACACUAGGAUAGUACAUUUAUCAUCUAUGCUCAACUAUGGAUAUCUUUAAUGCCUGGACUGUUAGGUGCCUUGGGGACAGAGUGUGGGAACCUCUGGUUAAGGACUCUCGAAACUACUGGUCUGAGCAGGUAAAACUCUGCAAUUCUGCCUGGGUUGUUAGCGUAGAGGAACAGGGUGCUCUGCCAUUGACUUGUACAUAUGUGUGGUUAUUAAAUAUUAUGUUGUGCCUUGAUAGGCUGAAAUUGACA
Pseudophryne corroboree (corroboree frog) is the source of this 2338-nucleotide messenger RNA. Its product is annotated as ETS homologous factor-like. The record is from RefSeq and is a predicted model, not a curated record. Gene Ontology annotation, cellular component: nucleus. Gene Ontology annotation, molecular function: DNA-binding transcription factor activity, RNA polymerase II-specific; sequence-specific DNA binding. The transcript is spliced from 6 exons. The coding region runs from base 446 to 1198 and encodes 250 amino acids. Lineage: Eukaryota; Metazoa; Chordata; Amphibia; Anura; Myobatrachidae. Gene Ontology annotation, biological process: cell differentiation; regulation of transcription by RNA polymerase II.